AUGGCUGUGAGAACAACAUGGCUGCAGAAGAGCUCAAUAGUGUUACAGCUCAAUUAUGAGAGCACGUCUGUGGAACUGCACAGCUGUGAGGCAGCCCUGCGGGAGGAGGCCUUGGGGCAAGGCGGCCCUGCUCUGCUCCAGUCUGCUCCACCUGCUCUGCUUGGCUCUGCUCCUGAGAGACUUCUUUGGUGUUUCAGCUCCAGCCAGGAAAUGCAGUCUUCUGUCUUCAAUAGACAGGGAAAAUUUCCUGCAAAUUCUCCACUUAAAGCUCUUCCACGAAGGCAUCCAGAAUUAAGAAAAAACAGCAUUGAUAAUUUUUCCAAAGAUAAAGACAGUAUUUUUAAAUUACGAAACUUAUCUCACAGAACUCCUAAAAAGCAUGGAUUACUAUUCUUUCAGGAAAAUACAGAACACAUGAACUGUGAAAUAAACAAUGAAGAUCAAGAAAACUCAAUUGAUAAUAGAGAAAUAAGCCAGAAAGACGUUGAAGAAGUUUGGAGAUAUAGUAUUCUGAUCUACCUGCAAACGAUUUUAGGUGUGUCAUCCCUAGAAGAAGUCAUAGAUCCAAACCAAGUAAUUCCUCAAUAUAUAAUGUACAGCAUGACAAAUACAAGCAAACAUGGAGUAGUGAUACUACAAGACAAAUCAGAUGACCUUCCUCAUUGGGUGUUAUCUGCCAUGAAGUGCCUAGCAAAUUGGCCAAGAAGUAAUGAUAUGAAUAAUCCAACUUAUAUUGGAUUUGAACGAGAUGUAUUCAGAACAAUUGCAGAUUAUUUUCUAGAGCUCCCUGAACCUUUACUUACCUUUGAAUAUUAUGAAUUAUUUGUGAACAUUUUGGUUGUCUGUGGCUACAUCACAGUUUCAGAUAGACCCAGUGGGAUACAUAAAAUCCAAGAUGAUCCACAGUCUUCACAAAGCCUUCACUUAAACAGUUUGGAUUCCUUCAAAUCAACUGAGUGUCUUCUUCUCAGUCUGCUUCAUAAAGACAAAGAAGAAUCAAAAACUACUGAGAGACUGCAGAUAAGGAAUCAUGGAUUUCCAGGAAAACGUGCUAAGAAAAUGCAGCUAGCUAACUUAAACAGAAGAGCCAGCGCUAAUGACAUAGUAGGAGGAAGCUGUCAUAAUUUAACAGGCUUAAGUAGUGUGCAUGUUCUAGCCUCGAACAUCAAACCAAGGUGCUAUUCUUUAGAAGGCAUUGUAGAUUUACCAGGGAGUUCAAGUGAAGAGGUCUCCAGAGGCUGCCAUCAAUCUGUUGUGAACAUAGAAGGACAAAAUAAUAAACGCAUUUUAGAGUCUAAGACCAAACAGGAAUCCAUAAUGAACCUUCAUUCCGAGGAAAGUAUUCAAAGGCCACUCUGUGUUGGUUUUAAGAGAACCUCUACUUGGACUGUUCAAGACCAAGAGGAGUUAUAUAAUGGGAAAAGCAAGUCAAAACAGCUUUGUAGAUCUCAGAGUUUACUUUUAAGAAGUAGUACACGGAGGAAUAGUCAUAUCAAUAUGCCAGUGGCUGAAAUUAUCAUGAAACCGAAUCUUGGACAAGGCAGCACAAAUGUGCAAACAGCUAUGGAAGGUGGACUCGGAGAGUCCAGUACCACAAUCAAUAAAAGACUCUGCAGAAGUACAAUAGAACUUUCAGAAAAUUCUUUACCUUCAGCUUCUUCUAUGUUGACUGGCACACAAAGUCUGCUGCAACCUCAUUUAGAGAGGGUUGCCAUCGAUGCGCUACAGUUAUGCUGUUUGUUACUUCCCCCACCAAAUCGUAGAAAGCUUCAGCUGUUAAUGCGCAUGAUUUCUCGAAUGAGUCAAAAUGUUGAUAUGCCCCAACUGCAUGAUACAAUGGGUACAAGAUCAUUGAUGAUACACACUUUCUCUCGGUGUAUUCUGUGCUGUGCCGAAGAAGUGGGACUUGAUGAGAUACUCGCGGCAAGAUUCGUUUCUUUCUUAAUGGAUCAUCAUCAGGAAAUCCUUCAAGUACCCUCCUACUUACAGACUGCAGUGGAGAAACACCUUGACUACUUAAAAAAGGGCCGUAUUAAAAAUCCCGGAGACGGACUAAUCGCCCCUUUGCCAACGUAUUCAUACUGUAAGCAGAUUAGUGCUCAGGAGUUCGAUGAACAGAAAGUUUCUACCUCUCAAGCUGCAAUUGCAGAACUUUUAGAGAAUAUUAUUAAAAACAAGAAUUUAUCUCUAAAGGAGAAAAGGAAAAAACUAAAACAGUUUCAGAAGGAAUAUCCAUUGAUAUAUCAGAAAAGAUUUCCGACCACGGAGAGUGAAGCAGCACUUUUUGGUAACAAACCUACACUCAAGCAACCAAUGCUAAUUUUAAGAAAACCAAAGUUUCAUAGUAUCAGAUAGUAACUGAAUUAAAAAUUAUGGAAUACUGUAGAACUUUAGUAAAUGAAGCCAUAUCUAAGAAUCCUGCUACUAAAAAAAGAAGUCUAUUUAUUAAUUAGGUUUUUCUAAAUGAAACACAUAAAAGGGUGUGCCAAGAUAGUUUUUAUCAAUUUAAGACUGCUAAGAAACUAGUGCAUCCCAACUGAGAGAAAAUAACAAUAGGUGAUACCAGAUAUUUUAACCAGAACAAUCUUUUGUUUUUUAUACAACUAUCAUGGAAAUGCUAUUAUGAUGUGUGCUAAAAUUGUAUUUACUUGAAUUUUGAAAAUAUGUGUGCAUCAAGAAUAAGCUGUAAUUCUGUUUGUAAAAGGAAACUUAUUGGCAUAUGUGCUUAUGGAUAUUAGUUCAAAGAACUAGUUGUUUAGAGUUAUUUUUGUUUCUAAGUGUAAGAAUGUGAAGAUUUUGAAAACAACUCAACUAUUAAAUGUUGCACUCAUAUACUUUUCUACUUUUGAUCUAUUUAUGUAUGUAGGUGUUUUUUAAAUACACACACACACACACACACACUUUGAUUUACCUUAAACAUCCUAACUGCUUCAGUCAUUAAUUUUUUUUCAAUAAAUAUCUUUUGCAUUCUUAUGUUCAUGAAUCCAGAAGAUAGAGAUAUACAGAAGUAUAAGGCAAUCAUGUAUUCAUUCAAAAGAUAUUUAUUUAGCAACUACUAUGAGCCUUUUCACUAUUUCAGAUAUGGAGAGACAAUGAUGAAUAAAACAAAACCUCUUCCCUUAAAGUAUUUUUUUUUCUAAUCAAAGGAGAUACACCUAACCAAUAAUUAAAAUAAUAAUACAACCCUCUGAAAUCAAGUCAUGGGGAUUCCUUCAGUUGAAGACUGACCUCUUUGAUUAUGGAACAAUUCUCUAAGUAUUUUUCAAGCUGGUGCAUAUUAGAAUCACCUGGAGAGUUUUAAAAUAGUAUAUGCUGAAGCCCUACGUUAUACCAAUUAAAUCCAAAUUUUGGGGGAUGUUAUAAAGGCAUCUGUGUUUCUCAAACUUUCUAGGUGAUUGUGAUAUUCAGCCAACUUUGAGAAUCAGUGCCUGAAACAUUUUUUAUAACAAAAUGUAAAGCUGGUGGCACUGUUUUUUUUUUGGGGGGGGGGGAAUAAACUGCCAGUAUAAAUGCCUCUUAAUACAAGAGUCUCCUAAUUGAGGUAUGAUUGACUUAACACAAACUUGAAACAGGUUUUCUUCCAUAUUUUACUCUGAUUGUUUAAUAUCCAUUCCUUCAGUGUAAUGAUAUACAUAAUGCAUGGGAUGUGAUAGACACUGUUCAAUGACUGUUCUGAUUUCUCAGUGUUGUACUAUAAAAUGACUGUUCCAUUUGAAAUGAUUAUUUUUAUUAAAAAUUUGGACAGAAUGAAAGCUAUCUUUUGCCCAGAAACCUUAGCUAUAAAAUUAUUCGACUAAAUUAGAAUUCUCUCCACCGUUUUUAUGUGUUACAAUGUUUUUUGUUUAAAAGUGUAUAAUGUGAACCAUGUUGCAUAUUGAGAUAAAAAUUAU
Hipposideros armiger (great roundleaf bat) is the source of this 3890-nucleotide messenger RNA. RefSeq names its product DEP domain containing 1 (gene DEPDC1). The transcript has 11 exons. The coding region runs from base 1 to 2355 and encodes 784 amino acids. Gene Ontology annotation, cellular component: nucleus; transcription repressor complex. The record is from RefSeq and is a predicted model, not a curated record. Lineage: Eukaryota; Metazoa; Chordata; Mammalia; Chiroptera; Hipposideridae.